Messenger RNA from Misgurnus anguillicaudatus (oriental weatherfish), 2243 nucleotides. The record is from RefSeq and is a predicted model, not a curated record. NCBI's taxonomy places the organism in Eukaryota, Metazoa, Chordata, Actinopteri, Cypriniformes, Cobitidae.
CACGUGUCAGUGUAAGGGGGCGGGAUCACCAGAGAGCGAGAGCGAGCGAGCCCUCGCCGUUUUGUGUGAAAUAAGGUAACGCUUUCAAUGGCAUCGCAGCGUUCAUCUCUCGAUUCGCAAAUAUUUAUAAUCGGAUGCGGCAUUUCAGGAAUUGGUGCUGCACAGAAAUUAAUCAAGCAUGGCUUUCGUAAUGUAAACAUCAUAGAAGCGACUGGAAGAAGCGGUGGCAGAAUACAAACAGGCCGGCUGGGUGAUAACAUUGUGGAGAUUGGUGCUAAUUGGAUCCAUGGCCCAUCAAAGGAAAAUCCAGUGUUUCGUUUGGCAUGCGACUACCGACUCCUUGACAAAGAGUCAAUGUCUGAAGAAAACCAGCAAAUUAAAAUGGAUGGCCCUACGCUAUUUAAUCCCAACUGGUUUUCCAGUUCAGGUCAAAAACUGGGGCCUGAUGUGAUGGGGCCAGCAAUGGAGCUUUUUAUAAAACUAAUGGAAAAGAGCCAGCAGUUCAAUGAGACCGGCGGAGAGCCUUUGCCCAGCGUUGGAAUGUUUGUUAAGACGGAAGCUGAACGUCUGGCCCCAGAAGAGUGGAAGGAAGAUCCGGCUAACAUAGAUUUAAGAAUGGCAAUGAUAAACACAUUACUUAAGAUGGAGUGUUGUGUCAGUGGAACACACACGCUGGAUGAUGUGGGUCUGGGAGCCUUCGGCAUGUAUAAGACAUUUCCAGGACUGGACUGCACUUUCCCAGGAGGAUAUGAAGGUUUAAUUGAUAACAUGAUGAAGGGUCUUCCCAAAGACAUAGUCUUGUACAACAAGCCGGUAAAGUGCAUUCAUUGGAACAACACGAAGAAUGGACCAGACACUAAAACCCUCCCUGUUUUGAUUGAAUGCUUUAAUGGAGAGACAUUUGCAGCUGACCAUGUUAUAGUCACUGUCCCACUAGGGUACCUGAAGAAGCAUAAGGACACUUUCCUGAGCCCUUCUCUUCCAUUGCACAAAUUGCAUUCCAUUCAGAGAAUGGGUUUUGGGACCAACAACAAGAUCUUCCUUGAGUUCGAGCAGCCUUUCUGGGAUGAUGAGUGUGAACUGAUCUACCUUGUGUGGGAGGAUGAGACGGAUCUUUCUGAUGUUGUUUCCGACGUAAAGAUGUCUUGGAUUAAAAAGAUAUUUGGAUUUACUGUGCUCAGGCCCACAGAGAAAUUUGGACACGUCCUCUGUGGAUGGAUUGCGGGACAUGAGUCCGAGUACAUGGAGACACUGUCUGAAUUGGAAGUGCUACAAAGCAUCACACAGCUUCUUCGCAAAUUUACUGGGAAUCCAACUGUUGCACCAAGAAGGCUCUUGAGAUCACAAUGGUUUCAUCAUCCCUAUUCCUGUGGAUCUUACACCUAUGUGGCCAAAGGUUGCUCAGGAUAUGACAUAGAUAACCUGGCUGAGCCUCUACCACUGAAUGGCUGUAAUUCAAAGCCUUUGCAGGUGUUGUUUGCAGGAGAGGCCACACAAAGGUCCUUCUUCUCUACAGUGCAUGGAGCUUUGAUGUCGGGUUGGAGAGAAGCAGAGCGUCUUAUAUCUCACUACACUCCUACAUCUGGUUCAUUCACAUCUAAGUUGUGAAAACUCCUCAUGUUAGAGAGGGAUGAAGAGUUUUAUAAAAAAUGAUACUUGUGAGAUCUGGAGGGGUUUUGUGCCUUAAAUGGUAAAAGUUGAAUGUACAGUAAAUUGCAUAGGCAAAUCUGUAUUGUCAAAUUAUGUCAGCUAUUUAAACAAACAUUGUUUUGUGGGUUGAGAUGGGAACGUCCUAAUUUAAAAAAAAUCACUGAAAAUGAUGCUGCACUUUGCACAAACAUUAAUAGUUUAUUUUUGUGAUCUGUAUAGAGACCAUUGAGAUUUUUUUAAAACAUAUUUUUCUACAAUUCCAGAGUAUCCUUUAAAUCUUUGAUACAAAUAUGAUAUUGUUCAAUUUGAUAAGACUACCGAAUGAAUAGUAGCCUACACGUAUUAUUUACUACAUAGAAAUUUAAUUUGCAAUUCAAAUGUCUAGCUCUUUACAAUCUUAGCAUUGUUGCAAAGCAGCAUUACGGAAAAUUCAUUUCAGGACAAACAGUAUAGACAUAUAAACAUGAUAAAUUACAAAAUACAUAAAAUGCAUUGUUUGAUUGCAAAUUUUCCAUUAAUAUAGGCUGCAUAGACUCCUGAUGGCAUGGUCAUGAAAAUGCACUGUAAGUCAAUAUAAAUAAAAGAACACACAA